ACCUGGCAGGGGCCGGAGACAUUUAGACACCCGGAGACAUUUAGGGCCCCUCCUCCUGCUCCAACCCCACCCACUGGGCCCCUCCUCCCCUCCACAGCCGGGGCGCCGCACUCCAACAUUGAGCUCCUUCCACCUCGCGGCGUUCGCGAUUCCUCCGCCCCUCCCUCCAGCCACGGCUCAGACUCCUAGGUCGCUCGGGCAGAGCUGGCGGCGCGCUGGGGGGAUGCGCUCUAUGAGGGCUCUGCAGAAUGCGCUGAGCGGGGCCGGCAGUCACUGCUGGCUGGGAGGCUGGGGUCACCUGAGCCGGAGCCCUCUUCUUGGCGGGGGCGUCCGGCACCACCUCAGUGAGGCCGCGGCGCUGGGCAGAGAGACGCCGCACAGCCACCAGCCGCAGCACCGGGAUCAUGAUUCAUCAGAGAGUGGCAUGCUGUCGCGCCUGGGUGAUCUGCUCUUCUACACUAUUGCUGAGGGACAGGAACGAAUCCCUAUCCACAAGUUCACUACUGCACUGAAGGCCACUGGACUGCAGACAUCAGAUCCCCGGCUUCGGGACUGCAUGAGCCAGAUGCGCCGCAUGGUUCGAGAGUCCAGCAGUGGUGGCCUCUUGGACCGAGAUCUCUUCCAAAAGUGUGUGAGCAGCAACAUUGUGCUCCUGACCCAGGCAUUCCGAAAGAAGUUUGUCAUUCCUGAUUUUGAGGAGUUCACGAGCCAUGUGGAUCGCAUCUUUGAGGAUGCCAAAGAGCUCACUGGAGGCAAAGUGGCGGCCUACAUCCCUCAGCUGGCCAAAUCCAAUCCAGACCUGUGGGGUGUCUCCCUGUGCACUGUGGAUGGUCAGCGGCACUCCGUGGGCCACACAAAGAUCCCCUUCUGCCUGCAGUCUUGUGUGAAGCCCCUCACCUAUGCCAUCUCCAUAAGCACCCUAGGCACUGACUACGUGCACAAGUUUGUGGGCAAGGAGCCCAGUGGCCUACGUUACAACAAGCUCUCUCUCAAUGAGGAAGGAAUCCCCCAUAACCCCAUGGUCAAUGCUGGUGCCAUUGUUGUGAGCUCCCUGAUCAAGAUGGACUGUAACAAAGCAGAGAAGUUUGAUUUUGUAUUACAGUAUCUGAACAAAAUGGCUGGGAACGAAUACAUGGGUUUCAGCAAUGCUACAUUCCAGUCAGAGAAGGAAACAGGGGAUCGGAAUUAUGCCAUUGGCUACUAUCUAAAGGAAAAGAAGUGCUUUCCUAAGGGGGUGGACAUGAUGGCUGCCCUUGAUCUCUAUUUCCAGCUGUGCUCCGUGGAGGUGACCUGUGAGUCAGGCAGUGUCAUGGCAGCCACCCUGGCCAAUGGCGGGAUCUGCCCCAUCACAGGAGAGAGCGUGCUGAGCGCUGAAGCAGUGCGCAACACCCUCAGCCUCAUGCACUCCUGCGGCAUGUACGACUUCUCAGGCCAGUUUGCCUUCCAUGUGGGCCUGCCAGCCAAGUCAGCUGUGUCAGGAGCCAUCCUCCUAGUAGUACCUAAUGUCAUGGGAAUGAUGUGUCUGUCACCUCCACUGGACAAGCUAGGGAACAGCCACAGGGGCAUCAGCUUCUGCCAGAAGUUGGUGUCUCUCUUCAAUUUCCACAACUACGACAACCUGAGGCACUGUGCUCGGAAGUUAGACCCACGGCGUGAAGGGGGAGAAGUUCGGAACAAGACUGUGGUGAACCUAUUAUUUGCUGCCUAUAGUGGAGAUGUCUCAGCUCUUCGAAGGUUUGCCUUGUCAGCCAUGGACAUGGAACAGAAAGAUUAUGACUCCCGCACAGCCCUGCAUGUUGCUGCAGCUGAAGGACACAUCGAAGUUGUUAAAUUCCUGAUUGAGGCUUGCAAAGUGAAUCCUUUUGUUAAGGACAGGUGGGGCAACAUUCCCCUGGAUGAUGCUGUGCAGUUCAACCACCUGGAGGUGGUGAAACUGCUUCAGGAUUACCAGGACUCCUAUACACCAUCUGAAACUCAGGCCGAAGCCGCGGCCGAGGCCCUGUCCAAGGAGAACUUAGAGAGCAUGGUGUGA
Molecule: messenger RNA, 2032 nt
Organism: Lynx canadensis (Canada lynx)
Lineage: Eukaryota; Metazoa; Chordata; Mammalia; Carnivora; Felidae
Gene: GLS2
Product: glutaminase 2
Exons: 18
Coding region: 224-2032 (602 amino acids)
Biological process (GO): L-glutamine catabolic process
Molecular function (GO): protein binding; glutaminase activity
Source: RefSeq, a predicted model, not a curated record